AUGGCGGCAAAGUCUCGCGAGAUGGUAGCGAAUCGUACCAACGGAGGCUACGCGCAUAUCGGCGAGCGGCUCCAUGACGAAGCACUAUCAGAUAUGGCCAAGAAGGUGCAGCGUCAUGAACGUCGUGUGGCUGAGCGUGAGGAGCAACAAGACUGGAUGUGUCCGAAGUGUGCAUAUGUGAACCAGUAUACCGAUUCUCGAUGCCAGAACAUUGUGGCAUUAGCACGCCAAACGUCGAAGCCCCACCGCGGUAGGUCCCCUACCUCAUCAAACACCGGGCGUCGGGGGACUGCAACUACUAGCUCCAACAGUUCGUUUGGCUUUCUGGAGUCACACCCCGAGGUACUUUGCGGUCAGCCGAAACCCGAACGGCUUUUCCAGCCAACGCUGCUCACAACUUCAGCUGGUGUCAUGAAGGCGGUUAGCGCCAACAAGGACAACUCGACGCGCGUGGCAAGUUUGCGUCGCGAGCGUCACCGAAGCGCAAUUGAAGAAGAGUUCCAGCAAACGUGUCCAUUUCGCCCGAAGAUCAAUAUCGUGUCGGAGGAGAUCGUGCGUGAAAAGCUCGAGACUGCCGCUGCUGCAGCUGCUCUGCAUGGCGAAGCACCACGGCCGCGAAAUCCACACCAUGAACUCUACGAGAAUUCAUUCCAAGCUCGAGCGCUGCGAGAGGAGCGCGAGGAGGAAUACUUCAAGCAGUUCCCAUUCAAGCCGGAUAUUGGUGUCAAUGCGCUCUGGGUGGCCCCUGACAAGUCCCAAAGUGACUUUGUCGAGCGUCUAGCGGUUGACAAAUACCACGAGCUGGAGCGUAAGCGUGUUGCGCUCUAUGACAAGUACACCCCAGACCGUGAUCCUCACACUGGUAAAGAGCUCUUCAAGCCAGAGAUUGGCCGUGCACCCGCGUUUGCACGCAACAAACAAGGUCUACCAAUUGGAAACUUUUUGCACGCUGCUCACCGUGAGCAGCAAGAGUACCACCGCCAGCUACUGGAAAAGGACCAGCGCGAGAUCAAGAAGAAGUCGCAGCAAACUUUCGUGUCGGAGGCAUCGCGACAGGCGCUUGAGCGGCGAAAAGCUGGUACGUGUACGCGAAUUUUUGAUGCUCUCCUCGAGUUAUCUCCGGAAAUCUCGCGCGUGGUUGCGAUUGUGUUCGAGUAUGCCAACCAUGCUCCGAUCUCACGCGACUCUUUCUCGAAGUAUAUGGAUCGCCUCGUGCGCGAAGUGCCUGGAAUUACCUACUCGCAGAUCAUCUUUCUGGCUGAGUAUCUCCACACGGACAGAGGUGGUCGACACCGCCACCAGCUUCACCAUUCGGACCUCGAAAGAGAAUCAGCCCUUGCAGCAGCCGAGGAGAAGGAGCUGACUUUCCACCCAGUGAUUGACAAGAACUCCCGUGAGAUUGCUACCAAGCACGGUCGCGUGUCGAGCUCCAAGGUCUUCCAAGCGCUCAACCAAUACUACGACCACUACCUGGAGCGGAAGGAGCAGCUCCGCAAGCAGCAGCAGCGUGACUUUAGGAAGUCACACCCAUUCCACCCGACGUUGGUCACGAAGGCGCAUCAGCGCGAGCCUGCAGCCACUGCUUUCUACGAUAAGAUCCGAAUGGGUAACAGCGAAGACUCGGGUAGGGCUGUGCCUUGGGGAGCUACUGCAUCCGUGUCGUCGGCGUCCGCGUCCUACCGACACGCCGGAGCAUUGUGUCCACCUCCUACCCCGCUCCAGACGGCGCUGUCGAAUGCGAGGCCUUAUGUGCGUCCCAUUGAGGCUCUCGAGAGCAACGAGCGCAGCAGGUUCUACACUGCAGCAACCGCCGAUGAAGCUCAACUUGACGAUGGAGCAGGAAACAUGUCGAGGAGCUCCUCAAGCUCGCAGCUCCUGGAAGACGCGGAGCUCACGUCCCGAGUGCUCGCGGCACUGGAUGAGAAGCCCUCGGCUGUCUCUCCACCCCCCGCUCCAGCAUCAUACCGCCUGACGAAGUCCCUGUCGGUCAGCGACAUCUCUAGUGGGUCUAGCAAAGUAUGCUCCGUGCGAUCGCCCGAGGAUGCAGCGCUAAGCCCCAUGAACUAUGGCAUUUAG
Phytophthora sojae is the source of this 2076-nucleotide messenger RNA. RefSeq lists its product as hypothetical. The record is from RefSeq and is a predicted model, not a curated record. Lineage: Eukaryota; Oomycota; Peronosporomycetes; Peronosporales; Peronosporaceae. The transcript is spliced from 2 exons. Bases 1 to 2076 code for a protein of 691 amino acids.